AUGCUCAACGAACCCCACGAUCAACAGGCGCAUCGACGACGGCCAUUUUCAACGUGGGUCAAGAAAUUGACAAACUUCAAGUCAUCCUCAGACGGCGAUCAUCCCAAACGACGCAUGAGAGUGAGGCGCGGGCGCAAGUUGAACAAUCCCUACCCCCAAUCCGGUCAUGUCAGCGAUACGCAUGGCAACGGCAAGGUCAACGGUAGCAGCCAUCGUCGUAGUGAUGCCAACCUUCAGAGCUCCUACUCUCUCACCACUGCUCGUACAGCAAGUGCCACCUCACUGGACCGACCCACACAUAGCUCGGUAGACGGCUUGGCUCCCGCAACAGCCGGGGCCAGAAGCAUGGCGGGCACUAUGUCAACAGAGAACGAAGCGUCGCAAUCUCUGGCUCCAAGCCAUGGCGGAGCCAGCUCCCUCGGGGGGACCAGUCGCACAGUUGGCGGAGGCUUGGACGGGCGAAGAGGCGGUGACAGCACCUUUUCCAGUCCAGCGCCGUCCGUUCGAUCCUUGACUACGACAUUGACGACAAUCCAAUCCCUCGGCCCAAAUGGACAUGCUCCGUACGCCCAAUCGUCUCAGAACCAUAGCGACAACACCAACAACACCAACACCAUCAUCAGCACCAUCAACACCAACGCCAACACGAAUACUCAGUCCAUCCAGUUCAGCCAGCCUUUCCCUACCGCUUCUCCAGCGUCUGCUAUACCACCUCACCUGGCUGCCUUUACUGCCCCAACGACGUACACUACAGCUACUGCAAACAACUUGCUGACAGACAACGCCUCUAUCCUGACACUGGCUUCCUCCAGCAAGCGUCGCCGCCGUCGCUCAAUGGACACGGACGCAUCUGUCCGCGCGCUGGCACCUUCUUCGCUCUGGGGCGGCAGCCGCGAAAGUCUCCCUCUCAGCGUUCUCAGUUCGAACAUUGAGCAGGGAGGGUAUCCAACGACUCCCGGAUUGGCCAGUAGCGGUUCACGUCUUGGAGCAGAAAGGAACAGCAUCUACUCGACAACGGGCAUCGCGCCAGCCCUCGCCAGCGAAAGGAACAGCACUCUUGCCAAGCAAGGCGAUGGAUCCAGCGUUAGGGGCGGGCCUAUGGCACAUGGAAGGCCAGACAGUAUCAGUGGGGGCAUCGGAGGUGUUGCGAACCCGUUGGCUAGUACGCGAGAGGUCAAGGAUGAGCAGGAAGCCGAAAGAGCUGCAGUUAACAAGGAAUAG
Ustilaginoidea virens is the source of this 1221-nucleotide messenger RNA. RefSeq lists its product as uncharacterized. NCBI's taxonomy places the organism in Eukaryota, Fungi, Ascomycota, Sordariomycetes, Hypocreales, Clavicipitaceae. The transcript is spliced from 2 exons. The record is from RefSeq and is a predicted model, not a curated record. Bases 1 to 1221 code for a protein of 406 amino acids.